AUGUCCGACCAGGCUUUCGAAGACUGGAAAUCAUUGCGAGCCUAUGCGUAUGAUCUUUCGGAGGAAACGACAUCGCGAAGCACGUAUGAAGCGAUACCAAUCGCCACCCGGAAAAAGCUGGGGCCACUAAUUAGCAAAUACCUCGAAUCGCUCAAAGACGUGCCCAUCAUCGAAGGUGUCAUCAAUGAGACUGCCGGGUACUAUCUGGAUGAAAUCAGCGGCGCGGAAGAGCUUGACAAUACUGAACCUGGAGUUGGAAUCGAUGGCAAGAGGAAGGUCCAACUUGAAACCUUGAGAGAACAUAUAGCUGCCGGAAAUGCACUGCUGAACACAACACGGACCGAGGAUCAAUCAGUAUCUAGAGUACUGGGAAGACUGGUGCGUAGGAUCGAUCCCAAGAUCCAGGAGUUCGUGAAAGCGACCAAUGAGGAAUGGACACAGUUGAGACAGCCAUGGGAAGGUGAGAAUGGGAAGCUUGCCAAGCUUCAGCAGCUUCUCCAGUCCUGCGAGGAUAGUGCAAGCCGACAAGCAAGGUUGAGAGAAGAAUAUCGCAUGGGCAAAUCUUGGGUAGGUGGCUGGAGCUUCGCAAAGAAAGGAGCUAUUGGAAACCUACCUCUCUUGUGGAUUAAACAGGGUAUGGAUCAGAGCAUACUCGACGUACACAGCUACCUCACAUCGAUUCAGUGGAGCAAGAAGCUCAAUCACUUCUGGUAUGACCCGCUCGAUCCCGACGAUGAGGAGAAAACUGUGCCUUCUGAGAUAGCUGCGAUGGCAGCGCUACGGGGUCGCAAGGGUAGUACAAACAUUGUUAACCUGAGGAACUGGCACAUGUUCGAGGACCGACUGAUGUACAGACUAUACUUGGAGUUCUGUCCUCAUGGCGACCUCGGUCAAUGGACUUGCUGGUACAAGGAGCUUCGCGAUGCGGACCUGGCCAAGCGCAACUACUUUCCGGAACCCGUGAAGCCUGAUGAAAAUACGACGACAAAAUCUGCGUAUAAGAAGGCAUUGGGGGUUUACGUUAAGGAAUUGGCAGAUUACACAGAAAAGAUGAAAAGCAAGGAUCCUGUCAAGAUUGCUGCAGAGUUUCACAAGACUCGUGAUGAGCUUGAGCGGAUAUUCUUGCCGGAGCCACAAAUGCUGAUAUCCUCAAGAGCAGGCCAGGAGAUGGAGCAGCCGGCUCCCGACGACAAAUGGGAAACCAUUCUGCAUCUUGAUUACAAGCCACGGAACAUCUUUCUUGGACUACCAGACGAUGAGCAGUACAAGGGCUAUCCUGUUCCCAAGACUGGCGAUUAUGGUCUUGCCAAGAUCGUGCCGCGCGAUGACAACCGAAGCACAAACGAUUAUCCAGUCUGCGGCACGCCGUUUUGCAAACCGAGAGAGCAGACAAAGGUGCCGUAUCCCGGCGAGGAGCGCAUGCCCCGUCGCCGAAUGGACGCGAAGACUAAUGUCUGGGGUAUGUGGUUUCCAAUGACAGACGUUCGAGCAGGCGUAGGCAUUAUAAUGUGGAGUCUUCUCGAACUCGAAGAUGGCGACCACAGACUUUCCUACGACCCGCUGGAGACUUCCGAAGGCGUCAAAAAUGACGGCGACGAAAACACUUUGGACAGGCCCACAUUUCGAAAGCCUGCCGAAAACCACUACUCUUCUAACCUCAGAGAUCUCAUUCUCAUAUGUUUGAGCCAUGAGCAGAGAUUUCGACCGCCGUUUUCCAAACUCCUGGAAUAUAUUCAGAAACGCACUGACGAAUCCAAGAAGAUUGACCAUGCAAAUGGACUUCGGAGGGCCCGUGAGGAUGACCCGAAAUGGCAAGACGAACGUAACGUAUUGCCAUCGCUGAGGGAAGACAUGUUCAAGGGGUACCUGACGGGACUUUCGAAGUUUCCGGAUGACAUGGAUGAGUUCCCUGCGCCACCAUCGACACAAGAUGAUCGUGAUGACGUUCCUGGAUCGAGUCUUGGUGUGGAUAGGAUCGUGCAGAGGAGGCUGAAAAGAAAACAUGACCAACAAGGCCAGGCACAAGUAGGCGCCGGAUCGUCGUCUUCAAAGGGGAAGCAAAGGGGCUCCGAAGCUGGUGGCAAGUCACCAAAGCAGAGCCGUCCUGACAGUCGAACACCAAGCAAGUCGCCAAAGCGGAAGCGUGGAGGUGGCGAGGAAAGCGUGCCGAAGAAAAAGUCACCUAAACGUAUCUCCAACGACAUGGCGCAGGAAGAUAUUGAUGGAGGUCGCUUCUCAGGACGGCGCAGCAAGCACACUUUAGCUCGCCAGUAG
Messenger RNA from Pseudocercospora fijiensis CIRAD86, 2274 nucleotides. RefSeq lists its product as uncharacterized. Gene Ontology annotation, biological process: protein phosphorylation. NCBI's taxonomy places the organism in Eukaryota, Fungi, Ascomycota, Dothideomycetes, Mycosphaerellales, Mycosphaerellaceae. The record is from RefSeq and is a predicted model, not a curated record. Gene Ontology annotation, molecular function: protein kinase activity; ATP binding. The transcript has 6 exons. The coding region runs from base 1 to 2274 and encodes 757 amino acids.